CUGUCACUCCCUCCACCGGCAGAAUAUUUUCUUCUGACAGAAGAAAGUCUCAGAAGAAAAAAGAAAGAAAGAAGAACGAAAAAGAAAAGAAAAGAAAGAGAGAAAGCAGAAGAAGAAAAGAGGAGAAGUGAUUAGGAUCUGCCCACCGAGUGCCAUGAGGUGUCAUGAGUGCCAUGAGGUGUCUCAGAAGAGUCAGUCUGCCCUCCAGGUUCCGGCGCAACCUCGAGUCUACGCUGCUGUGGCUUCUGCUCCUCUACGUGAUCGUCGCAUUUGUAGGACAAGAGAGUAAUGUAGCGAAUCAACAGAUGCGGAUAGGAAGACAUAACGUCGUAAUACGUGGAUAUCUUAAUGGUAAACGUGAGAAUAUUGGUCUCAACUCCAGUGUGACUCUUGGUUUAGAUAAUCUUAACCUCCAAAGGGGACUGUCGAAGUCAAGCAUGGCGUUAAAGUCAACUGUGGCUUCGAAAUCAACUAUGGUGUUAAAGUCAACUGUGGCGUCGAAGUCAACCACGGCUUUCCGUCCAACCAGCCUUGAUCUCAAGAAAUUUCCUACAAACUCUAGUAUGAACUCAAACUUCUUCAGCAUCGGCCUUGAUAUCGAUUGGUCAAAACAACGUGCCACAGUCCAGGAUCUCCAAGAGGCUGUGCCCAACUUGCCCUCUCGUUAUUGGCUCAAGAACGACAAUGGUAUGGGCAUGAACAAAAGCUGUGCCAAGUAUCCAUCUCUGUACCAGAUCCGCUUCAACAACGGCCGGUGGCAGACCUUCGACACUUCCAACGGCACCUUCUACUUGUUUAGUGCAUAUUAUGACAACAGGACCUUGGCAGAGCGGCCAGUUGUGCGUGUUCUGGGGAUGCUGAACCGCGUUGAUCCCAAACUCAACACUUCCUGCCAACUUUGGUUUAAUGGAACAAGUAAACCAGUAUUCGCAAAGGUGUCGGAGUACAAAUAUAUCUGGAAUAGGGCGUUUGGCAAAUAUAAAAACGGCGUGCUUCAGCCUUAUUUGUUAUCGUGUCAAGUGCCAUAUGACUAUGCACAUCAGGUGCCGGAGUCUGUGUCCCUCGUAGAGCGGCCGUGCGACACAGCCACAACUAACCUCAGGGUCGUUAACAAUCGUCCAGCAGAAGGUCAGACGAAAGACUUUGCUGUUUGUGUGAAAGGCCUCGACAUUUAUCACGAAGACAGAAGCGUCUACCUUGUCGAAUGGCUGGAGGCACUCUACCUCUUGGGGGCUGACAAGGUGUUCCUGUACGACCUGCAUGUGCACCCGAACACGACCAAGGUCUUACAGUACUACCAGAAAACCGGUUUUGUGGACCUGACAAAACUCACCUUGCCCGGGGACCAGCCGAACAUCCCUGAACUCACACACAAGUACCUUAAGGAGAAGGGCGGUUAUAAACGACUCAAUGAACUCAUCCCUUACAACGACUGCCUCUACAAGAACAUCUACAGCUACAAGUACGUGGUUCUCUUAGACAUCGACGAGCUUAUCAUUCCUAGAAACUUAUCGUCUUGGAAAACACUGAUGGAAGUCCUGGUCAAAGACGCUUUCAAGGCCAGCAAGAAACCGCGAACCUCCUUCGCUGCGCGCAAUGUGUACUUCCUGGACUCCAUGCAAGAGAAACACGGCUUUUACAAGGAUAUUCCCCAAUACAUGCACAUGCUGCAGCACGUGUACCGAGCCAGGAACUAUACCAAACCAGGUGCUUAUGCAAAGUGCUUCCACGACACCCAGAGUGUCUUCACGCUCCAUAAUCACUUUCCCUUCUCAUGUUUGGGAAAACAAUGUCACUCUUACUACAUUCCCACAAAAGACGCGCAUCUACAGCACUACCGCCAAGAAUGUGUUGGAGAGCUUCGCAAGACGUGCGAGAGCGAAUUCAAGGUGCACACGGUCAAGGAUACAUCGAUCUGGAGGUACAGGAGAUCACUGAUACUACGUGUUUCAAAAACCCUCAGGCGACUAGGAUUCUUCAGACAGAAGUCGCACAUCUCGUGAGAUUACUAAGGUGUUCACGGUGUAUUUUACGUCAGUCUAGUGUUUCAAAAGUGUAAUAUUCUAAUGUUAGUUACAUCCUAGUAUUUAAUUAGAGUAUUAUCUUUAUAGCAACAUUGUUGCUCUAAACACCGAUAAAUGACCUUCCAUGAUCAACUGCACCAAAUAGAAAAAAAAUAAAAACAUGCGUAUA
Molecule: messenger RNA, 2193 nt
Organism: Penaeus monodon (black tiger shrimp)
Lineage: Eukaryota; Metazoa; Arthropoda; Malacostraca; Decapoda; Penaeidae
Exons: 2
Coding region: 165-2003 (612 amino acids)
Source: RefSeq, a predicted model, not a curated record